Molecule: messenger RNA, 3153 nt
Organism: Mizuhopecten yessoensis (Yesso scallop)
Lineage: Eukaryota; Metazoa; Mollusca; Bivalvia; Pectinida; Pectinidae
Product: adhesion G-protein coupled receptor D1-like
Exons: 16
Coding region: 55-1524 (489 amino acids)
Biological process (GO): cell surface receptor signaling pathway; adenylate cyclase-activating G protein-coupled receptor signaling pathway
Cellular component (GO): membrane
Molecular function (GO): G protein-coupled receptor activity
Source: RefSeq, a predicted model, not a curated record
AUAGAGGACGGUACAAUAUCUACAGCACAAGAGGCCCGCACAUUUGAGACAUCGAUGCCACAACUGAUGUUGACCAUGGAGAAUGUUCUGUCUGCCUCACAUCCAUCAGAUAUUGUCAGCUACUCUACGCCGGAAAUAGAGGUGUCGUCUGCUGUGAUCCAGACCAAUGAGAGCACGGAUGGCUAUGUGGUGGUGGAGACCAUUAUUGGGCGAGUUACCAUGCCUGUCAUCCUUGUUGAGGACGGGAGAAUCCGUAUGACCACCAUUGUGUACCAGAACAUCCAGAAGCGUUGGACCCUCCAGCAGGGUUACAGACACGCUCAGAUCGGAAGUCAUGUCCUGUCAGUCUCUCUCCAGCGACUCCAUAACGUGACUUCGGAGAGACUCAACAUCAGCCAACCAAAGUCUAUCACGAUGGUUCUACCCACACAAGUCAACGGGAGAGAAAAGGAAAGACUGUGCACUUUCUGGAAUUUUGAUGAGGGAUUCUGGGACACGACGGGUGGCCGUCUGCUCACGAAAAACGACAGCCAUACAGAGUGUCAGUUUGACCAUCUCACCAACUUUGCUGUCCUCGUCCUCUACUACGACCAGUCACUCAGCCUGUCUAAGCUACAGAAGCAGACCAUGUUUGUCCUGACCAUCGUGUGCUGUAGUCUGUCCAUCACCUGUCUCGGAGUCUGCAUCAUACUCUACAUAUACCUCCACCUCCUGGGUGAAGAGAAGAUCCUGAUCCAUGCUAACCUCUGUAUAGCCUUGAUGUUGGCGCAGCUAGUUCUUGUGACAUCACACGGAGCGGAGAGAGUCACGGCUGCGUGUAAGACAGUGGCUGUAUUACUUCACUAUCUGUUCAUGUCCUCGUUUUCCUGGAUGAUGCUGGAGGGCCUCGCAGUGUAUCUAGCCUGCACAAGAGGAUUAUAUAACUAUGGCGACAUGCGCUUGAAGUACUUCCUGGUUGGCUGGGGACUUCCAGCAAUAAUUGUCACUGUAUCAGUGGGUGUGCAGUUUCCGAACUAUGGGGAGACAGCUGACGACAGCUGCUGGCUAUCUGUAAGGGACGGGCUGAUAUGGGCAUUCAUGGGGCCGAUGCUGGUUGUGGUUGUGUUCAACCUGUUCAUUCUGUGUCUGGUGAUAAAGGUGUUUCUAACAUUGAGGGCCAAUUCCAGAAAGACCCAGGCAGCCAAGUUACGGGCCAGUGUGAGAGCCAUGGUGACCCUGCUCCCCCUCCUCGGGGUAACCUGGGUCCUCAGCAUCCUCGUCCCACUGCACCACGUAUUCCAUUACCUGUUUAUCAUCGGGAACGCCAUGCAGGGGAUAAUGAUAUUCCUGUUGCAUGGAAUCGGAAAUGAUGAGGUGAGGAAGGGGUUGAGCGAGAGACGUAAACGGCACUCCAUUACAGGGUCGGAGUCAGUUACCACCAUCAACUCCAGUCAACCCAAAAUUCUUAGAUUUAAACAGCUGCUGGUACCAGUGGAGACGUACGAUCAAGGUUCAGACAGGAGACAGGCCUGGACGGAAUUAUAGCCCGACGUUCAAUGCCACAAUACUAAAAAAAGGACUGUCCCCGAAAAAUCCAUUAAUCAAAGAAAUCAACUUAAUGGAUAAAACAAAGGACUGCCCUUAUCAUCCUAGGAAAUCAACUUAAUGGAUCAAACAAAGGUGCCCUUAUCAUCCUAGGAAAUCAAACAUACACUCUAGGACUGUCCUGGUCAAGGAUUUUUUUCUAUCAACUAAUUUAAGUCUAUAGGACCAUCCUAAUCAAGGAAAUCAAAAGAAAUAUAUGACGCUCUUCAUGAUGGUGGAGUCCAUCAUAGAUUGACACGUGUUCAAUUCCUAGUGAACGAGGAGCCAGCUUAACGUUAGGAGACUUGUUGAGAAGUCUAUAAGCCAAGAAAGGUUGAUUUAUAUCCGAGACAGAUCUAAGUGAGCGAGUCAGAUGCUAUAACAGAGUAAGGAGUGUACACUGCCUUCACACAGCUGUGUACAGGACAAUGAUGUUGUUAACCAGGUGUACACUGCCUUCACACAGCUGUGUACAGGACAAUGAUGUUGAUAACCAUAACAUGCAGACGAUAACAAUACAAGGGUACGUCCCAUACCAGUAUCAAAAUCAACACGAAAUAUAAGUUGUAUAAAAAUAAAGACGAGCAUGUUAUAUUUUAUCUCAUCCCUCUGUAUAUAUCAAACACAGUAACUGCAAAACAGUAAAAGUUUUAUAGCAUAAAACCUCAUAUACAAACUACAUAUAGUUAGUAAACAUAAAAAGGCUGAAUAUAUUCUUAAAACUUCAUCACACACAUACAUAGGUAAAAAAUACAAUAUCUUGUUACACCUAUAUAAAAUACUCUGCAAUGUACCCUAAGUCCAUUGAGAGAAAAAGCAUUCCUAAAGUUUCUGCUGUUCCUUGAUCUGAUUGGUUCAGACAGAGAUCUAUUGUCUUAGGUAUACAUGUAUAUCAAAUAUCAUGAAUUGUGGAGCAUUACAGACAACAAUAUAAACAUCAUGACUAGCACUCUGAGACAUAGGUCUUACUACUGGAGGUAAAUUCAUUGACAUGGAAUGUACCGUGUAUGUAAAAUAUAAGUCACUAUGGCCUUUCAUUCAGUUUCUCCUUACUUUCGUUAAUACUGGAAAAAUCCAGAUUAAGUCACAGUUAAAGUUGCAACGCAAUGAUCUUGCGUUUUACUCUUUCAUAGUGCUCUAUGAAUGAAAUCCUCACCCAAUGAUUAUGGAGUAUUUGGUUAUAAAAUGUUAUAUUGCUGUAAAAAGAAGGACCAGUCAUAACAAACUAUAAACCACUACAAUAGACGUAGUAUCAACCCCUUGUGUAUACGAAUAUCAUAAUGCCCUCCUUUAAGGGACAGGGUAUUCAUUCUUUUACAAUAAAAUAUCAGGAGCCUGCCAAACUUGUAAUAACAUGGCAUUAUAAAGUACAUUUUCAUUAUCCCAAACCAAACUCAUAAUACUAGAGCAGGACUAGUGCAUCCUUAAGGCGUGAUUUUGACUAGUGCAAUGUUUCAGAGGUUUUCUCACACCCAAAGUUGUCCUAGGCAGGUUACAAUGUGAAGACACUUUCUCACACCAACUGGGGAGCUAGAUGGUUUAUUUCAUGCAUUAUCGGUUCAUGGAUUUCUAUUUCUUAAAGUGUAUAAA